GAGUUUGGCUGCAAAGAUCUGAUCGUUCAAGACCAGAACUACUACUAAUAAACACUAUAGCAAGUGUACUGUAUGCUCACUUUUGACAUGAUCAAACCGUCUGCAAACACAAGCCCAAUCUAUUCACUGACAUGAGCACAAACCCAGCAGAAACACAGUGAUCCUGCGAUGGAGACAGAAACAAACACGAGGUCUUGCAGCUCCGCAUGUGGGUUUCCUCUGGAUUACAACACUUGAACUGUGAAGAGGAGGACGAGGAGGAAGAGGAGACAGAGAGUGUACGGGAUGUGUUUCUGUGCAGAGGAGCAGUAGAUAGUGAACUAGGAUCCUGCGCAGGAGGGUGGGGCUCUCCCUCCCGCCACAGACAAAGAGUCCUGCUGUGAGAGAAGUGGUCGUUUUGGAGCGGCACACAAUAGAAAAGUCACCAUGGGGUGCAACAUGUGCGUGGUCCAGAAGCCUGAGGACCAGUACAGAGUCAUGUUCCAGGUGAAUGGAAAGGCUCUAUCGCGGCUCUCUGGAGACCCCCCCCUGGACCCCGUGUUGUCCAGCCUCCUGCGGGGGGGGGCCCGGAGGAGAGCCGGGCUGAUGGGGGCCCCCGGUGCUCUGAUGCCAGUAACCAUGGGAACGGCCGACUGUGUGGACAGCUGCACGCAGACAGACAUCAGCUUCCAGCACAUGUUGACUCUGGGGAGGAGUCAGCAUCCCUGUGGAGCCCCCCCGCCCCCCGACACCCCGCCCUACCUCCUCAGCUUCAUAGAGCCGGUUUACUACGACCCCACGGAUUACUUCGACAUCGCUCAGCAUGAAGUGGACCGCCAGGACGAGCUGGAGUACGAGGAGGUGGAGCUGUAUAAAUGUCGUCAGCAGGACAAACUGGGGCUGACGGUGUGUUACAGGACGGAUGAUGAGGAGGACCUGGGGAUAUAUGUGGGAGAUGUGAACCCCAACAGCAUCGCUGCGAUAGAUGGACGCAUCCGCAAAGGAGACAGAAUCCUACAGAUAAACGGCGUGGACGUCCAGGACAGAGAGGAGGCGGUGGCUCUCCUGACCCGAGAGGACAGCACCAACGUGUCCCUGCUGCUCGCCAGGCCAGAGGUGGAGAACGACAACCAGCUGGAUCCAGACGAGUUGGACUUGGAGCCGGUGGACAACGCUGAUCACCUUCCCAGCAGAGCGAGGACCUCCGUUCUGGGCGGUGUUGCAGGUGGAGGUUUACUCCAUCGCUCUCUGAACCGAGACUCACCUGAUCGGCUGCACGCGGUGCUGAGCAACAGCCAGGAGCUGGACAGCGGUGUCGGUCGAACAGACGAAAGCACUCGCUACGAGGAGUCCUCGGAACACGACCUCCUGGGAGACGAUCACACCAGCGCCUCCAACACCAACACAACCAACACCCCCGGCAGCAUGAGGAAGUUUCUCUCCGGAAGAGAGGAUACACCACCCUUGUUGCACUCCCAGGACCUCCAGUUCAGCACAGACUCCCUCUUAGGACUGGACUGUGGAGGAUUCGAGCACGUGGAGCGGACGUAUGCGGCCGAUCCCGUGAGGAUGAUGAUGCCCGGGCUCACCGAGGAGGAGUGUGAGCGUUACAAGGAGCUCCUGGAGAUCAAGUGUUACUACGAGAAGAACAGCAAUGCUCUGAUGCUUCUGGAGGGUCAGGGGCUCGAACAAGAAGAAGGUGAAGGUGGAGGUGGAGGUGGUGGUGGGGUCUCGCUGGAUGUGAACAGGAACGAGAGCCUGACGCAGCACGAGAUGGCCCUCCUGGAAGAGGAGCUGCGCCACCUGGAGUUCAAGUGUCGCAACAUCCUGAGGGCGCAGAAGAUGCAGCAGCUGAGGGAGCGCUGCAUGAAGGCGUGGCCGCAAGAGGAGAAGAACGGAGCGAGUGGAAUAGGAGCCGGACGAUUGGACGUGAGUUUGGUCGAUGGGGAGUCGUGCCACCACGCGCUGUCGGACAUUAACGAGCUCCCAGAGAGGGAACGCUCGGAUAAGGACAGCACGAGUGCCUACAACACCGGAGGGGAAAGCUGCAGGAGCACCCCUCUGGUCAACGAUCAACACCCGUCACCCUCCACUCAGAGUCUGGAGGGAGGAGAGCCUCUUCUCCCUGCGUCAGGUGUGCAUCUCCCAGCCUCACCAAGGCACAAAGAGAGGGGGACGAGGGGCGAAAGAGGAGACAAGACUCAAGCAAACCUGAACCAAACGUACUCCCCGCACUCUCACAGGAAGCGAGCCGACGCCAAGACAUCCAGCCCAGGAGUUAAGGUCAGGUCUUUAUCCCGGGAUAGAGGAACCAGACGGGGCUCAGAUGGAGAAGUCAAACGUAAUCUCAAACCCACAGGUGAGAGGUCUGGAGGAUACAGCGCAGAAAAUAGUCCCUACCUGUCCCGCCGUGACACGAAGCCCCAGCAGCACUAUCUGAGCUGCAUGCAGUUGCGUUCGCCCACCGCCUCCGAGCAACUCAUGGAUACCUGGGGCGACGACAGCCCGAUGAGUUUGGGAAGCACCUGUAAAGACGUCGCUCAGGUACCCUUGUCUCCUCCCCCUCCUCCUCCUCCUCCGCUGCUGCCCGCCUCGCCUCGCAUGGAGUGGAAGGUGAAGAUCCGCAGCGACGGGUCUCGUUACGUGGCCAAGCGUCCGGUGAGGGAUCGCCUCCUGAAGGCCCGCGCCAUGAAGAUCCGAGAGGAGCGCAGCGGCAUGACGACUGACGACGACGCCGUGAGCGAGAUGAAGAUGGGGCGCUACUGGAGCAAAGAAGAGCGUAAACAGCAGCUGCAGAAAGCCCGAGAGCAAAGGAGGCGUCGGGAGUUCAUGAUGCAGAGUCGAUUGGACUGUUUGAAGGAGCGUGAUAGAGAUCAGGGUGGUGGUGGAGGUGGACAGCAAGGGGAGACCCAGCAGCAAGAACCCACCACCAUUUUGGAGCUGUGCCACCGCAGAAGCAUGAAGAAGAGAAGUCGCAGGAUCAUGGACAACUGGAUCACUAUUCAGGAGCUGCUGGCCCACGGGAGCAGGUCUGCGGACGGGAAGAAGGUCUACAACCCCCUGCUGUCCGUCACCACAGUCUGAGAUGAGACGGGAGGCUGAGAGUAACAAAGAGAUUGAGUCAAUUCAGUAUUCAUAUGCAGAAUCUGCAACGGGACAAGAUGUGGGUGUGGGAAGCGUCCCAAGAAGUAAUGACCAGUGACGUUUGAGCAAGCUUUGGUUGAAUACAAGCUAACAGUUCAUGUAAGAAGGAAAAAUGCUAAAUGUGUUGGACUAAAAAGCAAUCUUGCAACCCAGCGCUUAUCGUCUGACAAAGAUUUAGCUUAAAAUUGGACUGUAGUUUGGUUACUUGUACAGUAAUGGUCAU
Trematomus bernacchii (emerald rockcod) is the source of this 3346-nucleotide messenger RNA. RefSeq names its product PDZ domain-containing protein 4-like. Bases 427 to 3063 code for a protein of 878 amino acids. Lineage: Eukaryota; Metazoa; Chordata; Actinopteri; Perciformes; Nototheniidae. Gene Ontology annotation, molecular function: protein binding. The transcript is spliced from 7 exons. The record is from RefSeq and is a predicted model, not a curated record.